AUGGCCUUCCUUUCCGGACUGGAUCUUCACGAAUGCCUCCAAACCCUGUCUGUUUUGCAGUGGCUCCCCGUCUACGUAUUUUUAGGAGCAAUUCCUAUUAUUCUUAUACCCUACUUUCUGAUGUUCACUAAAUUCUGGAUCUUGUCUGUGCUCGCCUUAACCUGGCUCGCCUAUGAUUGGAAUACUCACAGUCAAGGUGGUAGGCGUUCAGCUUGGGUACGAAAUUGGACCCUCUGGAAGUAUUUUCAAAAUUAUUUCCCAAUAAAGCUGGUGAAGACUCAUGACAUCUCUCCGGAACAUAACUAUAUCAUUGCCAAUCACCCCCAUGGCAUUGUCUCUUAUGGUGUGUUCAUCAACUUUGCUACUGAGGCCUCUGGCUUUUCUCGGAUUUUCCCAGGCAUCACUCCUUCAGUAGGGACCUUGGAAGGGAUCUUCUGGAUCCCAAUUGUGCGAGAAUAUGUGAUGUCAAUGGGUGUGUGCCCAGUGAGUGAGUUGGCCUUGAAGUAUUUGCUGACCCAAAAAGGCUCAGGAAAUGCUGUGGUUAUUGUGGUUGGUGGAGCUGCUGAAGCCCUCUUGUGCCAACCAGGAGCCUCUACCAUCUACCUUAAAGAACGUAAAGGUUUUGUGAAGUUGGCACUGAAGACAGGAGCGUACCUUGUUCCUUCCUAUUCCUUUGGAGAGAAUGAGGUUCACAAUCAAGAGACCUUCCCUGAGGGCACAUGGAUAAGGUUCUUCCAAAAAACCUUCCAGGACACAUUCAAAAAAAUCCUGGGACUAAAUUUCUGUACCUUCCAUGGCCGGGGCUUCACUCGAGAAUCCUGGGGCUUCCUUCCUUUCAAUCUGCCCAUUACCACUGUUGUUGGGGAGCCCCUGCCAAUCCCUAGGAUUAAGAAGCCAAACAAGAAGACAGUGGACAAGUACCAUGCACUCUACAUCAGUGCCCUGCGCAAGCUGUUUGACCAGCACAAAGUUCAGUAUGGCUUUCCUGAGGCCCAGGAGCUGACAAUCAUAUAA
Messenger RNA from Puma concolor (puma), 1014 nucleotides. NCBI's taxonomy places the organism in Eukaryota, Metazoa, Chordata, Mammalia, Carnivora, Felidae. The record is from RefSeq and is a predicted model, not a curated record.